Molecule: messenger RNA, 2079 nt
Organism: Rodentolepis nana
Lineage: Eukaryota; Metazoa; Platyhelminthes; Cestoda; Cyclophyllidea; Hymenolepididae
Source: the annotation of a GenBank genome assembly
CUUUUCUUGGAUGCAAAGGAAGUGGAAAAACUUCAUGAUUUUGAGGAGGAGUGUGUAGAAGAUUACUGUCGAGAGAAGAAGAUUGAAGAGAGCAAGCAGGCUGAAGUUCAUUUGGGGAAUAUCAGUUCAGGAAUCGCUGCAAUGGAAUAUCGUCUCAAGGAAGUCCACCUUCGACAGCAGCAGCUUCGAGGCGACAUCCAUACCAUUCAUGAUGAGGUUCUAGCCGGUCGGGAGGAAGUCAUAUCUAAACUCUAUGAGAAUAGAACCGGUUCCCAAAGAGAUCUUCUUCCUGGAGGCGCUGUAGAUUUAGCUUUACUUGGAUCUGUUGUUUGGCUCCUUCGAAACAGCAUUGACAGAGAAAACGUUCCAGUCACUGAAGAUAAUUACUUCGAUGACAGAAGCAAUAGUGGGGUUCAAAGGCGUCGACAUCACCUUGGAGACAACGAUGUGACCUCUGUUCGAGCACAUUGUCGGCGUCAAGCGUGUCAACAAAAUCGACCCAAAUUCUCCUCUAAGCUCUCUUCACACACAGAGGAAGACGAUAUUGAUGGCAAUGAGAUGCGCGAGAUUCAAGGCACCGAUUCAGAAGUGCGAGAUUAUUCCACUGAGAGGAUGUUUAAUCGGGGAGCGACCAGGCAAGCACGUCGUCUAAGACACGAGAAAUUCCGCCAACAAAGACGCAAUGCAAUGGGUCUUGACGACGGUGAUAGCGACGACGAUCUGGAAAUGCCUCCAGAAUCAGCUCACACUGCUAAUGAUUGGCUUCGUCUCCUAGCCGAACGCAUCCUGGAGCAACGAAAUUUGGCCAAAUUCAGACCAAUUGAUCUUGAAUCACUCGGUAGACAACAACAACAGCGUUCAUCCCAGAGACAUGGACUUAUUCGGCACCGAUCAUCCCUCUCUCAAUCGCCAAGUCUUUCUGCCCAAACAUCGUCAGUUCCUUAUUCACGUCCAUUUGAUGGAAUCCACAUAAGUCCAUCUACCCCGAACAGUGUCGGUAUUCGACAUUCCCAUCGUGGCAUUCCUACUAUCCCACACAUCGCCGCAAAUCGUGAAUAUACUACAAUUCUAGAUGAUAUUGAUAUUUCCCAACUCCUCCAGCCUGACAGUCCAACGACAAGUCCUAUGGGUUCUCGAACCGAUCUCCAACAAAUUCCUGCAAUUACUGUCAGCGGACCGGCUACGGCUAAGCAUGGAAAGAGGCGACGAGGUACCCGUUUCGCAAUUCCUUCCUUUGGUGCCGAUCAGCAACCUGGUUUUGAAUUGGGUGUACCCGAGACGAAGAGAAAUCGACAUAGACACCAUAAACAUCGUGAGAGGCGAAGUCCUUCAGUCCCAACUUUUGCUCCUCCGAGGGCUGAGAAUGAGAGUCCCAUUGCGAGCACAUCUCUUGAUCAUCUAGUACCAGAUGCACCUGCAAUGAGCCAUCAGCUCUGCCGUUCUUCAUUCUCGAAUGCCCACCCACCAUCUCUCCGCUCUUCGCAGAAUUUCUUGGAUGAUGAGGGAAUGAUGAGUGCAAGAGACGUCUCUGACGAGAAUAUCUUCGCUGUGGAAAAGGAGGAUAAUCAACUUGCCGAUGAAGAUUCGAAUACUCCUAAAGACCCACUGCACCUUGCUGAAGCCGCGGAAUGGAAUGAGUUGGAGGGCGUUGUUAUUCGUCGAUUGCGUCAACUCUCAGUGGCGAUGGAAGAAGAAGCGCCUUUUGUUGCUGUCCCUCCGCAAGAUGAAUCUGAAUAUUGUGAUGAUGGAGCAACAACUAUUCCUCAUAUUGCCGAUGCUCAGACAAGUGCGAAGAAUAAUUCCGGAACGUCAGAUGACGUUUGGAAUGCUGCCGCCACUGCAUUAGAAGAAGCAACUACUCAUGGCGUUGAAGUAGUGGAUCCCGAUUUAGAUCUUGAUUAUAUUCCCUCUGAGGUCCCCAUGGUUGUUGAUUCUUUGCACCCUGUGAAACCCACUUCUCCAACUGCUUCUACGGCUCAUGGGGAUGGGCAUGGCUUCAAUGGUGAGGAAAGUGGUGGCACGUCGAAUCGAAGACAUCAUUCGCAUCGCUUUCACCCAUCUCAUCAUCCUCAUAUCUAG